AUGACUGCUAGACAGAGUCCAAUGAAGGUCGCUUUGCUCGUCCGACUCGCGAGGAGGGCUUUCCUGCGCGCAUCCUCCGCCGGAGAUGCUGUCCGCCGAUACAUACCGAUAAGUGUGGAUCCGGCGAUCGUGCAGGAACAGACAGGCUUAUCGGCUGGCCGACCCCCAAUAUAA
Puccinia triticina is the source of this 174-nucleotide messenger RNA. RefSeq lists its product as uncharacterized. The transcript is spliced from 2 exons. The record is from RefSeq and is a predicted model, not a curated record. NCBI's taxonomy places the organism in Eukaryota, Fungi, Basidiomycota, Pucciniomycetes, Pucciniales, Pucciniaceae. The coding region runs from base 1 to 174 and encodes 57 amino acids.